Ictalurus punctatus (channel catfish) is the source of this 2200-nucleotide messenger RNA. RefSeq names its product phosphoglucomutase-1. Gene Ontology annotation, molecular function: magnesium ion binding; phosphoglucomutase activity. The coding region runs from base 475 to 2172 and encodes 565 amino acids. Gene Ontology annotation, cellular component: cytosol. The transcript is spliced from 11 exons. NCBI's taxonomy places the organism in Eukaryota, Metazoa, Chordata, Actinopteri, Siluriformes, Ictaluridae. Gene Ontology annotation, biological process: carbohydrate metabolic process. The record is from RefSeq and is a predicted model, not a curated record.
UUAGGAACCCUAAGGGUGCUAGAUAUUUUUUCACUAGAAUUUGAUGCACACUGUUAGGAAAAUCGGAAAAACCCAUCAAGGCGUGUCGCAACUCAUAGGGUGCCAAAAUGAUCCGAUUUCAUUAGAUAAUUCACUGCAUAUCAGGUGGGUUUCGCCAGUGAUUAGUUGACUAAUGCAACCAUGACGAGGAAUCUUCCCUGUGUAGUGAGUGUAAAGUGUGACAGUGAUGCCCCUUAACAUAUGUGAGGAGGAACUCGUCUUCUGUUACUCUCUUCCACUGCCGAUUUAUUUUUGGAUGCCUAAUGUCCAGCGCUGCCAGCUUCUGGAAUGCUCCGGGCUGCUAGAAGGCUCUUUCCUCCUAUCCUCUCCCCUCCACUCUCGUUCCCCAUUCCCAGUGCCCUGACAGAGCAGUGUGCAGUAACACUGACCCCACUACCCCACUUCACGUUGUUGUUCUCUCCGUCUCUCUGAGCAAUGGAGGACAGUCCUCUACAGGUGCUGCAUCUCAACACCGCUCCGUAUCCAGACCAGAGGCCCGGCAUCAGCGGCCUUAUAAAAAGCGUCCGUGUUUUCCAGUACAAAAGGAACUAUCUGCAAAACUUCAUCCAGAGUAUCUUCUCCUCCAUCGACCUGCGAGACCGCCAAGGCUCCACCAUGGUGGUUGGAGGAGACGGGCGUUACUUCAACACCACCGCGAUCCAGGUCAUAGUACAGAUGGCGGCGGCCAAUGGGAUAGGCCGUCUGGUGAUUGGUCAGAAUGGCAUCAUGUCCACACCGGCUGCAUCGUGCGUAAUCAGGAAGUUCAAAGCGAUUGGUGGAUUUGUGCUCACCGCCAGUCACAACCCUGGAGGACCAGACGGAGAUUUUGGCAUCAAAUUCAACAUUGCUAAUGGAGGGCCUGCACCCAGCACUGUGACAGAUAAAAUCUUCCAGAUAAGCAGAAGUAUAGAAGAGUACGCCAUCUGCCCUGAACUCAUGGUGGAUCUGACGACACUCGGCAAGCAGAGUUUCGACCUGGAGAAUAAAUUCAAACCGUUUACAGUUGAGAUUGUGGACCCGGUGGAAUCCUACGCCAACAUGCUGAGGAACAUCUUUGACUUUGCUGCGCUGAAAGAGCUUUUAUCAGGCCAGAACCACAUACGCAUCCGGUUAGAUGCCAUGCAUGGAGUGGUUGGCCCAUAUGUGAAAAAGAUCCUGUGUGAGGAAUUGGGUUCUCCUGCCAACUCAGCCAUUAACUGCGUCCCUCAGGAGGACUUUGGUGGUCAGCUUCCAGAUCCGAACCUGACCUAUGCUGCAGAUCUGGUGGAGACCAUGAAGAGCGGCCAGUUUGACUUUGGAGCUGCCUUCGAUGGUGACGGUGACCGUAACAUGAUCUUGGGGAAGAACGGCUUUUUCAUUAACCCCUCAGAUUCGGUUGCUGUUAUUGCAGCAAACAUCUUCUGCAUACCUUACUUUCAGCACAUGGGAGUAAGAGGCUUUGCCAGGACAAUGCCCAGCAGUGGAGCCCUCGACAAUGUGGCUAAAGCAACCAAGAUUCAACUGUAUGAAACUCCAACUGGUUGGAAGUUCUUUGGAAAGCUGAUGGAUGCUGGUCGCCUUUCGCUGUAUGGAGAGGAGAGCUUCGGCACAGGUGCGGAUCAUAUCCGUGAGAAGGAUGGGCUUUGGGCUGUACUCACCUGGCUCUCCAUUCUUGCUUUUAGAAAACAGAGUGUUGAGGAAGUCAUGAUCGAUCACUGGAAAACCUACGGCAGAAACUACUAUACCAGGUACGACUAUGAAGACGUGGCGAUAGACACGGCAGUGGACUUGAUGCUGGAUCUCGAGGUGAUCAUUUCAGACAAGGCAUUCGCUGGACAGAUAUUCAUGGUCGGACAGAAAACCUACGAAGUGGAGAAAGCCGACAACUUUGAGUACAACGACCCUGUAGAUGGAAGCGUCACAAAGAACCAGGGCCUGCGAAUUAUAUUUAAAGGUGGCUCUCGCAUUAUUUUUCGGCUAAGCGGAACCGCAUCGGGGGCCACAAUACACCUCUACAUCGACGGCUAUGAGAAAGAUGAAAAUGAGAUUUUACAGGAUGCACAGGUGAAGUUGGCCGACCUGCUGAGCCUCGCGCUGAAGUUGUCGCAGCUGCGUGAGAGGACGGGGAGAACCAGUGCUAUUGUCAUUACAUGAUAUAUAUAUAUAUAUAUAUAUAUAUAUA